Molecule: messenger RNA, 804 nt
Organism: Staurois parvus
Lineage: Eukaryota; Metazoa; Chordata; Amphibia; Anura; Ranidae
Source: the annotation of a GenBank genome assembly
AUGCUGGAGAGAGAUCUUGAGCUCUCGCGGACUGGGCAAGCCGUGCAAUACAGGCAAGAGCGCUGGUUUACAAAACUUCCCCCGGUGCUAACCUUUGAACUUUCUCGGUUUGAAUAUAAUCAGUCUUUGGGUCAACCGGAAAAGAUCCAUAAUAAACUUGAAUUCUCCGAGAUUAUUUAUAUGGACAGGUACUUGUACAGAAACAAAGAGCUCAUUAGGAAGAAGCGAAGGGAUGUCAAGAAACUGAACAGGCACAUCGACUACCUCCAUCAGAAACUGGAAAGAUACCUGAAGUAUGGUUCUGGCCCCAACCGUUGUCCUCUGCCUGAUAUGCUUCGAUAUGUGCUGGAGUUUGCUCACACUAAAUCUGCUACAAGAAGCCAUGCUGUGGGUUUGACACAGAACGCCGAGACUCCAGCAGAUGACUCCACUUCUCCCGACUCUCAACCACAAGAAAAUGGUCCUUUAACAAAUGGGCACAGUGAGCACCUGGCCAUUAAUGAAUCGCACCUUCCUGUCCUGGAGCGUGAAUCCUCUUCUAUACAAUGUUUCGAUGAACUUUUCAUGGAAUCUAUUGAAGUCCCAGCUCCCCAUUCAGCCUCAAAGGAAGAACUACGCUCUGUGGAAUUGUGCUUGCAGAGGUGGAGAGCUGAAGUGGAACAAGACAUUGAAGACUUAAAGGUUUCUAUUGCCAACUUAACAGCAGUGAUUGAUGACAUCUACAACGAGCCUGAACUAAUGCAGGUUCCAUACAGACUCCAUGCGGUGCUAGUUCACGAAGGGCAGGCUAAUGUAGGCCACUAC